UGUGUGAGGGAGGGAGGGGGAGACGUUUCCCCUUUCGUUCGAUAAGAACUGUCGCAGCUCUUUUCCUUUCAUUUAGCACCAGAAAGUUGGCAGAGGGUGUAUCGCAGCAGGCGUUGUCGAGUGAAUUGAGUUUGAAACAAGCGAGCCCAUUAACGGAAGAGAUCCAAAAUGGCUCUCUCAACUAGUGCAAAUUUCGUAAAAUAUCUACUUUUUCUCUUCAACUUCUUCUUCGUGAUCACCGGCGUGAUUAUUAUGUCGGUUGGUCUGACCGUCCAGGGAGCUUACCAUGGUUUUCGAGAUAUUCUGGACGCCAAAUUCUUCAGCAUUCCCACCUUCCUGGUGGUGAUCGGUUCGUUCAUCUUCGUCAUCGCCUUCUUUGGCUGCUGUGGCGCGUACAAGGAAAACUACUGCAUGACACUGACGUUCUCGAUCCUUCUGAUUCUCAUCUUUAUUCUGGAGUUGGCGGCAGGCAUCAGUGGAUACGUGCUACGCAAUGAUACACGCGAGCUGGUUACCAACGCUCUGAAUGGUUCAAUGACGCAGUAUGGAGAUGCGAAACAUGGCGAUAUUACCCUGAUUUGGGAUGAGAUACAAGUGGAUUUCGAUUGCUGCGGUGUGGAAAAUAGCUCAGACUGGGCACGAGCCAACCCAACUAUGUUUAACGAAUCAUACAUCCCGAUGACCUGCUGCCGUCCACAGACCGGUGCUGUCGGAAUGGUCUCUUGCCCGACUAAGGAGGGCAAUACGCUGAGGAAGACCGGUUGUGUGCAUUCGUUCGGUGAUUUUGUCAAGGCUCACGCAGUAAGCCUAGGUGCGGCUGGUAUCGCUCUCGCAGUCAUUCAGUUCUUUGGAAUCAUGUUUGCUUGCUAUUUGGCCAAGCAAAUCAAACUGCAGAGACUGGGAGUGACGAGCUAUUAAAGCGGCCGGUGAAGUCGAUUAGUACAUUUUGAGGUAUUUACGAUUAUCCCUAGCAGGCGUAGCUGUGUAACUUAGUUACGAUAUGGAACAAUAAAAGCUUCAAAUAACCCUCGA
This is a messenger RNA of Anopheles aquasalis, 1032 nucleotides long. RefSeq names its product Tetraspanin 29Fa (gene Tsp29Fa). Gene Ontology annotation, cellular component: plasma membrane. Lineage: Eukaryota; Metazoa; Arthropoda; Insecta; Diptera; Culicidae. The record is from RefSeq and is a predicted model, not a curated record.